AUGAACGCUGUAAAAGUAGUUGUUAAGAAUGUUCCAGAUUAUGGAGCCUCUAGAGAAAGAAAUGAUCUUGGUUUUUUGACAUUUGAUCUCAAAACAGAUCUGUCACACCUGUUCAACUGGAAUGUUAAGCAGUUGUUUUUGUACCUCACAGCUGAAUAUGUUACGCCUAAUAAUGAACUCAACCAGGUUGUACUCUGGGACAAAAUUAUCUUAAGAGGAGAAAAUGCUGUACUAGAUUUCAAGAAUAUGAACACUAAAUACUAUUUUUGGGAUGAUGGAAAUGGUUUAAAGGGACAUCAAAAUGUGACACUAACACUUUCAUGGAACAUUAUUCCAAAUGCUGGUCUUCUUCCAAAUAUUCAGGCCAUUGGUCAGCACUCCUUCAAAUUCCCUACAGAAUACACCCAGACAAGGGUAUGA
Molecule: messenger RNA, 420 nt
Organism: Parnassius apollo (apollo)
Lineage: Eukaryota; Metazoa; Arthropoda; Insecta; Lepidoptera; Papilionidae
Source: the annotation of a GenBank genome assembly